CGAGAUCCGGUCCCGCAGGCAACGCGUGGGGGAGGAGUUCAAGGAGUACCUGAUAGAGCUGAGAGCUCUGAUGCACCACGCCAGGUACGAGCCGGUGCAGGAGUUGCACCGGAUCUACCAAAACGCUGCUUCCGAAUACAAACUCUACGUGCGGCAGCAAGAUUUCUCCACGCUGACACAGCUGAACCAGCUGGCAGUGGAGUAUGAAACGGUGAUGAGACAGCGAGCGGAAUAUUCCGGAAGCAGGGCAGGGAGUCAGGUGGUCGCGAGCUCAAGUAGCGCGGAGUGGGAAAGGACGGUACAGCCCCCGGGCGGACACCUUAAUCCAUUCCGGACUACUCCCACAUCGGAUCCGGAGCGACUCUUUGUGGAUAGACAAGCCCUCGCCCCGCCGGCGACGGAUCCUGCGCAAGUGGCUCAUCGAAUGAUGAACCAAGAGGCCGGAACCGGGUAUGAUCCGCGACGAGCAUGUCCCAGGUGCGCACAGGAGGGGCACUAUGCCAGGGAAUGUCCCAAUGCACCCGUUUUGUUUUGUUGGGUAUGUGGGCACCGGGGCAGAAGUAUUCAGGAUUGUUGUCGCCGCACGGAGGCGUGAAACGGGAACGGCGUCGCCCAGGCAAGGGUCGGGUCGACGCCAACACAUACGGGACGCGGUAGUAGUA
Drosophila virilis is the source of this 662-nucleotide messenger RNA. The record is from RefSeq and is a predicted model, not a curated record. Lineage: Eukaryota; Metazoa; Arthropoda; Insecta; Diptera; Drosophilidae.